Molecule: messenger RNA, 378 nt
Organism: Linum trigynum
Lineage: Eukaryota; Viridiplantae; Streptophyta; Magnoliopsida; Malpighiales; Linaceae
Source: the annotation of a GenBank genome assembly
AUGGCUAAACCAACUAAGAUUCAAAGGGUGCAGAGGAGGACUAAAGAGAAGGACCAAAUGGUUCAGCUACCCAGGGAGUCGAAAGGGGUCAACAGAAGGCAUCAUUCUCCUGAAUCACAGGGGAGAAGGGAUGGAAGCUUAUCGGGCAUGGAGGGCCAAGGUCGUUAUGAUGGGAGAUAUCCCAAGGGAGGACCAGUAAAGAUGGAUCGAAUGGAGUCUGUGCGUGACUCUGGUGAUUCUGGCAGAAAGGCUGAUAGUGGGCGCAUACCUACGCAGCAGCAGGGGAAGGCUAAGGUAUCAAUGCAUGAGACAAGAGGAAGAGAAGCUGCUACGGAGACUAAGAAAAGUGGUCGAAAUGGGGGCUCGGAGAUGGAGUAG